AUGAACUGCAGCAAGACUCCUGACUUUGUCCUCUCAGGGAUGUCCAGUGAUCCAGAAAACCAGCAGUUCCUCUUUUGUCUCUUUAUGGCUCUCUAUUUGUUGGGCCUCCUUGGGAACUCACUCCUUCUGCUGGCCAUUGGCACUGACAUUCACCUCCACACUCCCAUGUACUUCUUUCUCAGCCAGCUUUCUCUGGUGGAUCUCUGCUUCACUACUACCACAGCCCCUAAAAUGCUAGAGGAUUUGUGGACCCACAAUGGAUCCAUCUCUUUCUCUGGGUGUCUGACCCAAUUAUACUUCUUUGCUGUUUUUGCUGACAUGGACAAUCUACUCUUAGCGAUCAUGGCCAUUGACCGCUAUGCUGCUGUUUGCUAUCCACUGCAUUACCCACUUGUAAUGAGACCUUCCAGAUGUGGGGUGCUUGUGGGUAUAUCAUGGGGAGUAGCCCACUUGGUCUCUCUAGUCCAUAUCUUGUUGCUAUCCCAGCUAUCUUUCCAUGUUAAUCAAGAGAUUCCUCACUUUUUUUGUGAUUUUGGCCCUCUCUUAUGGCUUUCUUGCUCUGAUGCCCAACUCAAUGAGGACCUGACAAUGGCUCUGGCUGGGGUUUUGGGAAUCAGUGCUCUCUUCUGUGUUAUAAGUUCCUAUGCCCGUAUUUUCCAUGCUGUGGCCAGAGUUCCAUCAGCACAGGGGAAAAGGAAAGCUCUGGCUACAUGCAGCUCCCACCUCUCCAUGGUCAUCCUCUUCUACAGCACAGUAUUUGCCACCUACCUGAAGCCCCCAUCAACUUCUCACUCCUCUGGGGAGCUGGUUGCUGCUGUCAUGUAUACCCUGGUAACUCCCACUCUAAACCCUUUCAUUUAUAGUCUGAGAAAUAAGAAUGUAAAGAGUUCAUUGAAAAGGAUCCUGGGCAUGGAGAGUUCUCAGGAUUAUGGAUCAUCCCAAUAA
Messenger RNA from Ictidomys tridecemlineatus (thirteen-lined ground squirrel), 945 nucleotides. Its product is annotated as olfactory receptor 1M1. NCBI's taxonomy places the organism in Eukaryota, Metazoa, Chordata, Mammalia, Rodentia, Sciuridae. Gene Ontology annotation, biological process: G protein-coupled receptor signaling pathway. Gene Ontology annotation, molecular function: G protein-coupled receptor activity; olfactory receptor activity. Gene Ontology annotation, cellular component: membrane. The record is from RefSeq and is a predicted model, not a curated record.